Molecule: messenger RNA, 546 nt
Organism: Suillus subalutaceus
Lineage: Eukaryota; Fungi; Basidiomycota; Agaricomycetes; Boletales; Suillaceae
Exons: 7
Coding region: 1-546 (181 amino acids)
Source: RefSeq, a predicted model, not a curated record
AUGACGCCUUCUGAUGCGAAGGAUCUACGAGUUCACUUGGAAUGGUUUUUAGCAGAAGGACUCACCUUGGAACAAUCAACUGCAGCUUCGUUGUUUCGGAACAACAACCAAGCGGAGAAAAUAAUAUCUUGUAUCAUUAGAUUCGAGAGUCAUCUUUCGUCCAACAAAUUCAUGACUGAGCAAGGAGUAGCAUUUUGCGGAAGGAUAUGGAGCAUCUUACCUCGUUUGAUGCGGACUCAUUCGGUGGAAGGAUUGAAGCGAAAGCGAACCCUUCCCCUCUUACUGGUGACAGCUGCAAUGUUCGGGGUGCCAGCACUUGUUUUGGAACAUAUAGAAAAUAUCCAUGUCGACGGCAUCGUCAACUCACUCAAUAUCAGGCAGUUCGUUGACUGUUUCAAUGACGAGAAUUUGAAACAUAGCACUUUGCUAAUCAAGUCUACGUCUUCCAUUAUCAAGGCUGGUGUUAUCAUGGCCGUAGAUGCUGGCAUACUUGCCAUUCCAGAUUUUGGAUCUCAAGUGUCACUGCUCAACACUUCGGUGAAAUGA